Austrofundulus limnaeus is the source of this 1176-nucleotide messenger RNA. Its product is annotated as extensin. The transcript is spliced from 5 exons. The record is from RefSeq and is a predicted model, not a curated record. NCBI's taxonomy places the organism in Eukaryota, Metazoa, Chordata, Actinopteri, Cyprinodontiformes, Rivulidae. The coding region runs from base 88 to 1086 and encodes 332 amino acids.
CUGGACUGGUUCAGUUACUGCAUCACGGAGGACAGAAAGCAGCUGCUGGUGUGUUGGUGCAGAACGAAGUGGUCUCAACACAAAGCCAUGAGGUUCCUUUUAUGUGUGGUGCUGCCGGUGCUGCUCUUCAGAGAGCUUGAUGCAAGUAAGAAAACUUCCCCUCAUGGCUUUGAAGCUGGCUUUAAAAACCCUGAUGCCAGUAAAGCUGAGCCCAGGUCCAAGGCGCCCCAUUACAACCCAGAACCCAGGUCUUUUCCCGGGUCCAAGGUGCCCCACUACAACCCAGAGUCCAGGUCUUAUCCCGUGUCCAAGGUGCCCCGCUACAACCCAGAGCCCAGGUCUUAUCCCGGGUCCAAGGUGCCCCGCUACAACCCAGAGCCCAGGUCUUUUCCCGAGUCCAAGGUGCCCCUCUACAACCUUGAGCCCAGAUCGUAUCCCGAGUCCAAGGUGCCCCGCUACAACCUUGAGCCCAGGUCGUAUCCCGAGUCCAAGGUGCCCCGCUACAAUCCAGAAGUCAGGUCCUUUCCUGAGUCCAAUGUGGCCCGUUACAACCCUGAGCCUAGGACCCACCCAAAGUCAAAUGUACCCCGCUACAACCCCGAACUUGGGUCCUAUCCUGAGUCUAAGGUAGCACAGUACAACCCUGAGCCCAGAGCCUGGCCUCAGGUUCCACAGCCUCAGGUGCCUCGCUAUAAUGCUGAGCUCAGAUCCCACUCUGAAUCCAAGAUGCCCCGCUACAACCCAGAGUCAAGGUUUCAGCGCCCGGCUCCGGUGCCUCGCUACAUCCCAGACCCCAGGUCUUAUCCUGAGGCCAAAGUACCACAUUAUAACCCCCAGCCCCAGGUGCCUCAGGUACAGCGCUUCAAUCCUGAACCCAGGGCUCAGCAACUGGGCCAAGUUCCCCUCUAUAACCCUAAGCCCAGGUCCCAGCCCCAGAGAAAGGUCUCCCAUCACCAGCAAGGAUCCUGGUUUCAACCACAAGUACCCCAACCUGCGCCUCGAUCCCUUACACAGAUGAAGGUCUCUCAUCGCCAACCUGAGUCUUGGUUUCAUCCUCAGCCUGAAGGACCAGGAAGACCUCACUAAAGUAUUGGGACCUAAGUGACCUGACCAAAGAUGCAUCUCAACCUGAUUUUUACUUCAGAAAAUAAAUUGCAAGAUUUGAGUCUGACUCCA